AUGAAAUCUUCGGAAUGCCAUGGAACCGGCCGUUUCCGUGCCGGAUUGUUCGACCUGGAUGAUAGUGAUAAUACUGAUAAAUUUACCAAAGUUAAAUUACGUUAUCAAUUUUAUUUCUAUUAUUUUAUGCCAUAUAUUUUAAUCGAUGAUCUUCAAGCUAUUGAUUCGAAUGCCAUUGGAUUAUUUGGUCUUGAUAAACAAAAUGAAAAAGUUGCUCAAUCAAAACGUGGUAACAGAAUAUAUUUAUAUGAAAUAGAUAAUAUUCCAGUUUAA
Molecule: messenger RNA, 273 nt
Organism: Adineta steineri
Lineage: Eukaryota; Metazoa; Rotifera; Eurotatoria; Adinetida; Adinetidae
Source: the annotation of a GenBank genome assembly